Molecule: messenger RNA, 1035 nt
Organism: Phytophthora sojae
Lineage: Eukaryota; Oomycota; Peronosporomycetes; Peronosporales; Peronosporaceae
Exons: 3
Coding region: 1-1035 (344 amino acids)
Source: RefSeq, a predicted model, not a curated record
AUGCAGAACUCGACGCGGAUCCGCCAGAAGGAGGAGCUCAGCUACCUGCGCAACAAGGUGCAGGCGCUGGAGCAGGAGCUGGAGGCCAAGAAGCGCGAGCUCAUGGCCUCAAGCACGGACAACAAGGAGAACAGACUGGCGAGCAGAGCGCGCCGAGGCCGCUGGCAGCGCAUCGCCAAGCAUCAGUUGGUCGAGAAGCAGCGCGCCGAGAUGCAGAACCUGCAGCUGAAGGAGACGCUCGUGGAGCAGCUCAAGCUGGCCCGCAGUCUGCAGAAGCUGCUCAAGCGGAGCGUGGUCAGGAAGGACGAGGGCACGGAGGCCGCGCAGCUCCAGGCGCGCCUCGAGUUCACCCACUACUGCAGUGGCAGUGGGGAGGACGCGCUGUACGAAACCCUGCUAAAGGACAUGGACGCCGUGUACGCCGAGGUGGACGCGGUCUGUGCGAGGAACUCGAUCAUGCAGAGCCUCGAGGAGGGCUCGAACGUGUCAAGCUUGCAGGUUGGCGACUCGUACGCGCUGUACUUGGAGACCACCAACUCCAAGGUCGUGCCCUUCGGGAUGGAGGAGACGUGCUCUGCCGUGUGGAGGUGCCUGUCGAGGGAGCACAUCAAGCUGGCGGACGGCACGUACCAUGGCGUGGCCAGCUCGUCGGACACCAUUCGAGCCAAGGCCAUCACGACGCUGCGGGUGGACACGACCCAAGCUCGGCUGCAGAUGAGGUUUGCCAUGAAGAAGUACAGCGAAGGCCCGAGGGAUCUGCUACAUGGACUCAAGAUGAUGCAGCGUGCGUGGGUCGUGAUCCGCCCAGUGCCCAUUGAAGAGGACGAGCUGACGAUCAUCCAGCUGUGCAUGAGACUCACUCCGUCGUUGUCGGCAGGGGUGCUGGGCACUCCGGGUCCGCGGACUGGCGCGAUCACGGAGCUUCUGCUUGCAGCCGUGCAUCGGAACCUCAGUUGGUUGUUCCAAACCGUCGAGAAUAUCCUGAUGGAGCACGAUUUCGGUGCCGCGCCUCAACAUUAUGAUGGCAGAAAGUGA